Populus nigra (black poplar) is the source of this 2832-nucleotide messenger RNA. RefSeq names its product synaptotagmin-4-like. NCBI's taxonomy places the organism in Eukaryota, Viridiplantae, Streptophyta, Magnoliopsida, Malpighiales, Salicaceae. Bases 222 to 1922 code for a protein of 566 amino acids. Gene Ontology annotation, molecular function: lipid binding. The transcript has 14 exons. Gene Ontology annotation, cellular component: endoplasmic reticulum. The record is from RefSeq and is a predicted model, not a curated record.
AAACUUAAACCAAAAGAUUACUGAUUAAUCGAUGCCAAUUUAACAUAGACAACACAACUAUCUAGUUUUUCUUCAUCUUCACACGUCCCCUACGUUCCCAUCGCAAAAACCAACAUUCUUUGAUCAAACACCAACAACAUGGCUUGAAAAUCCACGCUGAAGCUAAAAAAGAAAGAAAAAAGAAACCUGAAACUCAUACAAGAGACAGAAACACUGAAACAAUGUCUUUCUUUAUUGGUAUGAUUAUAGGAAUCUCUGUUGGGAUUGGUCUCAUCGUAGCAUUUGCUAAGUACGAGAAUAUCAGAUCCAUGCGUCGUUCUCAAUUGGCUAAGACAGUCGCAGCAUUUGCAAGAAUGACAGUCCAGGAUUCAAGAAAAAUUCUUCCUGAUGAGUUUUAUCCACCUUGGGUUGUCUUUUCACAGAGGCAGAAGUUAACUUGGCUUAAUGCUCAACUUGACAAGAUUUGGCCUUAUGUUGACGAGGCAGCAUCAGACCUGAUAAGAAGCAAUGUUGAGCCAAUUCUUGAACAAUAUACGCCAGCUAUAUUUUCAUCUAUGAAGUUUUCCAAGUUGACCCUUGGUACUGUGGCUCCACAAUUUACAGGAGUUUGCAUUAUUGAAGAGGAAAGUGGAGACAAGGGUAUCACCAUGGAAUUGGAGAUGCAGUGGGAUGGCAAUCCAAAUAUUGUACUUGAUGUCAAUACAAGAGUUGGUGUGGCACUACCCAUCCAAGUGAAAAAUAUUGGAUUCACUGGGGUUUUCAGGUUAAUCUUCAAGCCACUAGCCGAAGACUUUCCUGGUUUUGGAGCUGUUUCUUAUUCCUUGAGAGAAAAGAAAAAGCUGGAUUUUACGCUUAAAGUUGCACGUGGUGAGAUAUCAGCAAUCCCAGGCCUUUCUGAUGCUAUUGAGGAAACCAUAAAGGAUGCUAUUGAAGAUUCUAUAACAUGGCCAGUUCGGAAAAUUGUAUCAAUAUUACCUGGGGAUUAUAGUGACCUGGAGUUGAAGCCCGUUGGAACAUUAGACGUGAAGCUUGUGCAGGGCAAGGACUUGACAAAUAAAGACAUUGUCGGAAAAUCUGAUCCUUUUGCUGUCUUAUUUAUACGUCCACUACGUAGCAGAAUGAAAACCAGCAAAACAAUUAGCAACCAAUUGAAUCCCAUAUGGAAUGAACACUUUGAGUUCGUAGUUGAAGAUGCAUCAACUCAACACUUGACUGUAAGAGUCUUCGAUGAUGAAGGAGUUCAGGCUGCUGAACUCAUUGGUUGUGCUCUAGUGGCACUAAAGGAUCUUGAGCCUGGUAAAGUGAAGGAUGUAUGGUUGAAACUAGUCAAAGAUUUAGAGAUCCAGAGAGAUAACAAGAACAGGGGUCAGGUGCACUUGGAGCUUUUGUACUGUCCGUAUGGCACAGAGAGCAGUUUCAAAAAUCCUUUUAACCCUGAUUUUCAAUUGACCACUUUAGAGAAGGCCAUUAGGAGUGGCACUGAUGGAACAGGUGAUCCUAAUUCUGGAAGAACAUCUCCAAAGAAAAAUGUCAUCGUGAGAGGAGUACUAUCAGUUACUGUUAUAGCUGCAGAAAACUUGCCGGCAACUGACUUGAAUGGAAAGGCCGACCCCUAUGUUAUCCUUAAAAUGAAGAAAUCUGAGAAAAAAGCCAAGACUAGAGUCCUAACUAAGAACCUAAAUCCAGUUUGGAAUCAAACGUUUGAAUUUGUUGUGGAGGAUGCAAUACACGAUAUGUUAAUUGCAGAAGUCUGGGACCAUGACACUUUUGGCAAGGAUAAAAUGGGAAGAUGCAUAAUGACACUCACCAGGGUUCUAUUAGAAGGAGAAUUUCAAGACAGCUUUCCACUAGACGGUGCUAAAUCAGGAAAGCUGCUUCUGCAUCUCCAGUGGACACCGCAGCUAAAGUUUCGUGAUUCUUGAUCUACAACUAAAAGGCUGGAAUUUGAUGGAUUGCACCAGAAUUUAACAGAUAUCCCUUGUCUAGACCUGAACUAGAAGCACAACUAGCAAGAUUUAACAUGGAAGAACACUUUUGAGAAUAUCCGCGACGCAACUCAAUGUAAGAUGGUGAAGCCAAUGGUUUUUGAGCAAGAGAGCUUGCAUUUGCAAAUGUAUUCUGGUUACUCACGGGAACAGGUACAAUAUUGAACGGUUGCAAUGGAGGCGAAUUUCUCCACUGUGGAAGCGGACCUGCAAGAAGUAGCGUUUGAAGGAGAGGGCGUGCUUCCAUUAGAGCCUGCAGCAGCUUUCCCACGACUUUUCCUUUUACGAAAUUUUCAAUUACAGCAUCAGCCGGAUGGAUCUUGGCCACUGCUGGAGGCACUAAACCUGCUGAUAUAGAGCCUUUAUACUCUUGAACAAAGGUGUUGCUCACAAGCCCCAUAUGACUUGAGUCUGCCAAGUUAUUGUUAGAGAAUUCUGGUGAAGUAAUUGUAUCAAAGAAGGGAUCCACAGGAGAGGAGCCAUGUGAUUGGUGAUUAUAUGUUUCAGAUAAACAGUUAGAUUCAGUUAUGCUCGAGUUUCCUAUCACAGAAACUACAAGAAGGUUUUCGGAUUGUUCUUGAGGAUGAAUAGGCAGGGACUCUAAUUCAAUGGUGGCAUGCACAAGCUUCUGCUUCAAUUCAUCAAUGCUCUGUCAAUAUUCAAUACAGAUUAAUUAGUUUGAGAAAGGGAUAAUAACAUGUUAUUACAUCCUUAAUAUCAUGCAGUAUUGUCAUGAUUAUAAGGCAACAGAACGAAAAUAGAAGCCUUGGUUCCAAGGAAACACGAGAAUGAACACCAAUACCUAUGCAUCAAUAUAUGGGACAUGUGGACAGAAAUUCCAAGUAAA